Physeter macrocephalus (sperm whale) is the source of this 1332-nucleotide messenger RNA. It is a transcript of the gene MRGPRX2, whose product is annotated as MAS related GPR family member X2. Gene Ontology annotation, cellular component: membrane. Gene Ontology annotation, molecular function: G protein-coupled receptor activity. Lineage: Eukaryota; Metazoa; Chordata; Mammalia; Artiodactyla; Physeteridae. Gene Ontology annotation, biological process: G protein-coupled receptor signaling pathway. The record is from RefSeq and is a predicted model, not a curated record.
AUGGAGAGGGGCCUACAUUGGAGCACCAGUGGAGGGUUUCUGGACUUGGAUCCAACCACCCCAGCCUGGGAGACGGAACUCACACCAAUGAAUCGAAGUGACCAGGACCUUCCUCAAACUUUAAGUGCGGUGACCCUGACCCUGGUCUUGCCGAUGAUCAUCAUUGCCUUGGAAGGACUGGCAGGAAACGCAGUUGUGCUGUGGCUCCUGGGCUUCCACCUGCACAGGAAUGCCUUCUCCAUCUACAUCCUCAACCUGGGGGGAGCCGACUUCGUCUUCCUCUGCUGCCACGUUAUAGGUUCCCUGGAGAAGCUCAUCACCUCCUGCCACUCCAGCUCCAGCCCCAUCCCCAGUUUUUUCACCACUGUGCUGACCUUUGCCUACCUCACGGGCCUGAGCUUUCUCAGCGCCAUUAGCACCGAGCAUUGCCUGUCUGACCUGUGUCCCAUCUGGUACCGCUGCCACCGCCCCAAACACUUAUCAGCUAUCAUGUGUGCCCUGCUCUGGGCCCUGCUGCUGAGCACCCUGGAAGGGAAGUACUGUGGCUUCCUGUUAAUGGACUUUAACCACAUUUAGUGUCGGGUGUUUGGUUUCAUCACUGCUGGGUGGCUGACAUUCUUGUCUGUGCUCCUGGCUGGGCACAGCCUUGCCCAGCUGGUCAGGAUCCCCUGUAGGUCCCAGCAGAUGCAGCUGACCAGGCUGUGUGUGGCCACUGUGCCCACAGUUCUGGUCUUUCUCCUCUGUGGCCUGCCCUCCGGCAUCCACUGGUUCUUCUUAAUCUGGAUUCAGGAUGAUUUGUUUGCGUUCCCCUGUCAUCACUGGCUGGUGGCCUUGGGCCUGUCCAGCUGCACCAGCGUCAUCAUUUACUACUUUGUUGGCUCCUUUAGGCAGAGGCAGCCAAAGAGGCGAGGACGGCAGAUCAAGGUGGCUCUCCAGAAGGCUCUGGAGGACCUAUCAGAAGUGGAUGGAAGCAAAGGCACCCUUCCUCAGGAAACCCUGAAGGCAUCAGGAAGCAGUCUGGUGAUAUGGCGCUCAUAUUUUGGUGGCCUGCCUGCUGGCAUCCACUCAUUCCUUGGAUGGGGGGUUCAAACUGGUUACAAUUCCUUCUUUUGUUUCCUUCAUUGCACUGUGUUUAUCCUGCUCGGUGUUAAUGGCUGUGCCAAUCUCAUCAUUCACUUCUUCACUGGCUUCUUUAGGCAGUGGCAGAGAUGGCAAACCCUCAAAUUGGUUCCCCAAAGGGCUCUGCAGGAUAUUUCUGAGGUGGAUGGACACGGAGGAAGCCUUCCCCAGGAAACCCUGGAGAUGUCCAGAGGCAGUCUAGGGCGGUGCUGA